AUGGCUCCUGGGUCAUCAGUUGGGAAAGUCACUGUCACAGAUCAAGGUAAAAAAUACAUUUUAUGAAAAUUUUUUUGAAACACUUUUAGCGCUGCAAUCAUAUAUUUACAAUUUUAAAUUUAGCAGUUGCAAGUGAUUUCAAAAUAUAGAUAUAAAGGCAAAUUAUAACAGAUUUAAAAAAAACAUAAUUUUAGUUAAAAUUUUUUAAGUUAUUACUAACUUUAGAAAAUAUCAGUAGGACUGUGACUAAAGUUAACUUCAGAUUAAAAGACACAGAAGGGGCCAUCCAUAAAUGAUGUCAUGCAAACUUUGCAGAUUUUUUAUCCCCCUCCCACAGUCAUCACAAAUCGUCACACAAAAAUAAACCCCCCUCAAAUAUAAAGUCACACAAUGCUGCACAUCCCCCACAAAAAAAUAAUACCGUUAAGAUUGAUAUUUCAGUUCAUCUAAUGUUUAAAAAUCUCUUUCAUUGUCAUUUUAGUAUGUAUUUAAGUUGGUCAAAUUUUAAUUUUGUUAAUAUAUAUUUGCUGGUCCGAUUGUCUUCUUAUUCUCACAAAUAAAAAAAAAUCAUUUUUUAAAAAUAAUUUUAAAUAAAUGAGGGGUGGUUUUCAGAUAUGAGACCAAGGUUUAAUUAUGCUUUCGGUUCUUAUCUAAAAUCAUUAGGCCUGUGUAGUUAUUUAGAGAAUUCACUCUGCCCACUACUGUUGUUUACAAACCCUAAAACAUAAUAUCCUAUUUAUAUCCAAUAACCAGCCAUUGCAUCUGUGUCAGAAACAUUUCCAUAGAACAGUAGUUCUUUAACAGGUUGCCCUGGGAAUUGAAUUUUGUUUGUGCAUUAUGUUUAAAUAGUUCAUUUUUUUCUCUUUUUUCUAGCAAGUUAUAUGAAGAAGGAAAACUACAAUAUCUUAAUAUUAACUAUUUUUAUAUUUUAAAAUUUUAUUACAAUACACAUUUUCAGAAGGGUGUGUGGGAAAUAUUUUAAAAUUGAGAGAUGCAGUGCUGCAAAAAGGUUAAGAGCCUAUAACUUCAACUUCAAUCGUUUCCCUCAUCACAAAUCGUCAUAAAUGUUUGACACACACUCACACACACACACUCAACAUCUGAUGUCAUUUAUGGAUGGCCCCCUAAGACAAAACUUGGCAUGGCAAUUUAAAAAAAUUGCAUUGUCAUCAGUUGCAAAACCUACAAAUUAAAAAAAAUUAAAAUAUUAAUCAAAAGCCACCAAAAACAGCAUUAUAAUAGUCAGUUAAGACAAAUUCAAUUUAAUCUCCACCUAACGUCAGCAUUUAAAAGGCAUGUAGAAGUCAUGAAGUAUAGAACUACACCAAUGGCAGUUAUAGUGUGCAUAUUCCCUGGUAGUUAUUGUUGAUUAAAAACAGAUAUAAAAGUUAAAGUAUGAUGAACAUUACAUUGUUUUAAAUUUGGUUUAAAAAAUUAUAAUUGUCUUUGUCACUAGACUCUGGCGCCAAUAGAGAGAUAACUCUGAGCUUAUUUGGAGGAAGUGGGCAACCCUAUUUUACAAUCAAUAAUGUUACUGGAGCAAUUCAAACAUUAGUUAGCAUUGAUUAUGAAUCAAUUCAGGUGAGUUUGGGUAUAUGAAAAAUUCAGUUUUCAAAAUAUGAUAAUAAGAUAAAAUUCUUUUAUGAUCCAAAUUAAUGGCAGUGUGUUUUGAUUACCUUGUACAUAUUAAUUUUUAGCAUACAAAUAAAAAACUGGGUAAGAUAACAAUUUUUAAACUACACCAAUUUAUAUAAAACAUUGAAAGUAUUUCUCAUAUGCAAUGAUCGGCCGUCAUGUAUCAUAAAACCUCAAUUCCAUAAUGACAAUAUUGACUUUAAGAGUAAUUAUUUAAUUUUAUAAUAGCUGAGGAAGCCUGAUUUAAAUAACUGAUAAUGUUACAAUUAUUUCAAUAUUAAUCAUUACUCAAAAAGAAUGAUUUAAGGGAAGAUAAAUCCUUUUUGUAAUUAUUCGAGGGAAAUGUUUUCCAUGGUCAACAUUUCAGAACUGUUAUUCAAAAACUGGUACCACUGCCCUUAGGGAACCACUGUACUUUAAAUAUGUUAAAGAUCCAUUUUUUAAAUUGUAAUAGUACUGAAAUGUACGCAAAGUUACAUAAGUCUUAAUAAUAAAAUUUUAAUUUCCAAAAAUUGCUAAGAAAACAUUUGCACUUACACUUAGAGAAAGUAAACUUUUGAACAUACUUUAAAUAAUAUUUAAAGAAUCUCAUUUUUUAAUUUUUUUUCCACCUAGGUUUUGUACCUGUCUGUAAAAGCCAUGGAUGGAGGGACACCAUCUCUCUCCUCAAACUGCCUGGUCAGAGUUGACAUCAAUAACUUGAAUGACAACCCGCCUGUCAUCACACCCCCUGACUUGACUGUGUCUGUAGCUGAGAAUGCCAGUGUUGGCUAUGUGGUUUACAUGUACACAGCUACAGACCUAGACAACAGUGUUGACUUGUACACCCUUGUAGGGCUGAAUAACAAUUUUGAGGUUAGUCUGCAAGAUUAACACAACUUACAUUCAUCAAAAACAACAAAAUUCAACAUUUGUACUAAGUCAGUUUUUGACUUAUAUUUUUAGCAAUGUUGGGAAGAUACAGCUGACAGUUUUAUAUAUAUUCUAGUUUUAUAAACUAAAGAAAUUCAGGUCUUGAGGACUAUAGCCUUUUAUUGGUUCUUAGAGUGCUGUAUAAAAAAAGGAGUGGUAAGAAGUGAAUCCUAAGAAAAAUUUACACGAAAUAGGAUCUGAAGAAAACUAUCUUGAGAAAAAAAGUUCAAUAUCUGAAAAGAUACUCAUAGUAGUACAUGUUAACAAUGUCAUGAAUUACAUAUGAAUUACACAGCUAACAAUAAACAGGUUAAAUGACUCUGAAAUUACAGGUUAUGACAAAAUAUACUUAAUUAACACUAAAGAUGCAUGAAGACUAUGAUUAAAAUUAUAAUUUUGUAAUAAUGUUUAAUUAUAAAAAAAACUUGUAGCAGGCUUUGACUUGUAGCACGUACACCAUCUACAUUUAGAAUCAGUGUGAGAUGUAAGGCUAACAUACAGGUCUAUAAAUCAUUACUGUACUGCCAUCCAUGUACGAUACUAUAUAAGCUGCACCCAGGACAUUUACUACAAUGGUAUUAAAUUAUAACAACCGUUAUUUUGAUACUUGUAUCUUUUAAGGCAGAAGUGAAUUGCCGAAUGUCUAAUUAUUUAAUACAGCCUUAAUAACACAUGUACCAUUUCCUAUAUGAAAAUUUAGCACAUGGCAGGAUAGUAACUAUAUUUGUUUUACGUAUAUUUGCUGGGUGGAUAAUGUUGUAUCAAUCGCUUGUAAACAAAUUGCAGUAUUUGUAACUAGAAUUGAUAUAACAGUUAGUAUUAUGCUCACAUACACGCUGGUAUCUAAUUCCAUUUAAUAAUUCAGUGGACGGUUGUAUGUUCAACCAUCACAAUAUCAUGGUUGCAAAUCAAAUUGAUGGAGCUAACAAGUGAUUAAAACACUGCCUAAUGUAUGUAAUGAACAGAAGUCUUCCAUUAAAAACACGUAACAGUUGCAUUCUAGAAACACAAAAAUAUAAAGGUGUAUUUGCUUAUACUUACAAAGCGGCCGGUGAACAAUGGUGCACUAUAAAUAGGGUCACUCAAACAUACCAGAGAGCAAUUACAUAACACAUUGACCACUCUUUCUUGACUUUUUGGCAGAUUUGCAGUAAAUAGACAAUAUCUAGAAUUUUCAACCCAAAUAAAAAUCCUGGACCAAAACCCUGAAGAAUUGUAUGUGUCUGUUCAUAUUUAGUCUCGGCUAUCUAAGAUACACUUUUAUAUUUAUAUAUCUUUUAUGGUUUUUUAAAAAUUUUAAAUAAAAGGGGUAGGAGCCCCCCCCCCCCCCCCGUGUGGAAACUCUAUUAAUUACUUAAUAUUACAAUAUCCUCUAAAGAUGUAGACUUGCAAAUGAACUAAGGUAUACAGAAUUGUCCGACAAGAUUUAAUUUAUAGCCUUAAUACCCUAGUUCUCGAAAAAUAAAUUAUUGAACCUAUACAAAAAAGCUUAAAUAGGAUUCCCUAAUAUCUAAGCCUGGCAUAAUGGUGGAGAGAGAAACUGUGUAUGCAUUGGUGUUGGAGCCUAAUCCUAGGUCAAAGUCCCUGACUGUGUUGGGUGGUAAAUUCUGUUUCAUAAAAGCGUGGCAUACAAUGCCACAUAUCAAUAAAACUUGACACAGUUUUCAAUGGAUGAAAUGGAGUGGCAUCAGCCUGCUUGGAGGUGGAAAUUAUUCAAGUGCAACACACAUGUGAUGUUAAGUACCCAGAGGAAGGAAAAGCUUAGUAAGUAAAGCUGUCCAAAAAUUACGUACUUACUCUUACUACUACAUACUGGCACUAGCCCUUAACCUGGUGCAGUAAUUUUUACACUGAGCCCGGGUAUUUUGAAAAAUUCAUGGUGGGUCAAAGUGUUACAAAAAUAGAGUUUACUCCUGAUUUUCUAUAAUAAGCAAUGAAAUCUAUUGCCCUGUCUUAGUGAGAGUGCAUUGCCUCCAAGAAGUAACCCACUGAUAGGAACAGGCAGUUGCCGGAUCCUGGAUUAGAGAUGACGUUGUCAAAAAAAAAAACUGAUGACAGAGAAGAUACUGUCAUUCAUUUUAUAACAAAGACUAAUGAAACAACAGUAGCAGUAUAACAAAGAUAGCAACCUAUUUACCGGAGUCAGAUUUUAUGCCUAAAGCUCACUGUGAGACAGAGGAGCACUAACAAUAACAUCACAGAGUAAUAAUAAUUGCCUCUUUUUCUUCUAUUUUUUGAGAGCCUACGAUCAAUGUUUUGGUCUCUCUGGACACAGAGUUCAGACACAUCACACAUGAGACUCGCUGCAUAAAGCCUUUUUCUUUCUCACUCAGUACUAUUUGUAUAAAAUAUGUGGAAUGGGCGGGGGGCGGGGGCAGGCGCAGUUUUGAAGAAGCAGGAUGCACCAAAAGAGCAAAAUAUAUAAGAUUAUUGAAAAUAUUUUAAUUUACUCUAACUGGCCAGGUUUUUAACCUGAUACUUUCCAGGAAGUGGUGUGUCUCACAUACAUAAGGCCAAGCUGGAAAUAAUUGAACUUGUUUCAAUAUUUUGUUAUUGUGAGAUAAAAUAUAUUUACUUGCUUCAUUCACAGCUAAAUAGCACAACAGGAGCCAUUACCGUCAAGUCUGAACUAGAUCGAGAGUUGAUUAACAGGUAAGUGAAGUAGAUAAUAUUCUUUUACCUAAAAAAUGAUCUCUAAACUACUCAUUAUUCCUCUGUUAUAACUCAAAUUUAUCGGUUACCGAAAAUUUGAUAGAAAGAAAUUUCAUAUGUAUAUGGAAAAUUGAUCAAACGGAAAUUCGGUAGAAACUUUUUUUCAGUUCACACGUUAAAAUUGUCAAAUUUCUUUUUGAACGCACUAUACUAUAUAGUAAAACAUAAUGCGUUCAAAAAGAAAUUUGAAGCAAAAUUUUCAUGUGUGAACUGAAAAAAGUUGUGACCAACCUUCCGUUUGAUCAAAUUUCUGCCGAUCAAUUUUCUGUCUACAAAUCUUCUUUCAAUCAAAUUUCGGGAUAUGAAAUUUAUCCCCACUGAAUAACAGAGAAACAUCUAUUAAAAUGAUUUGGUCAAAGAAUUUCUAAUUUUUCUUUUUAAACUUCUAGAACCAUUUUGGAAGUGCGUGUGAUUGAUCGACCAACAUCUGCUGAUGCCACAAGUCAAUCUGCUACUGCCACAUUGACAAUUAUGAUAGGAGACAUCAACGACAAUCCUCCCACUAUCACUG
Molecule: messenger RNA, 5770 nt
Organism: Lymnaea stagnalis (great pond snail)
Lineage: Eukaryota; Metazoa; Mollusca; Gastropoda; Lymnaeidae
Source: the annotation of a GenBank genome assembly